CUUGUCAUUGUUUUUAAAUAAUCCACACAAGUAUAUGCUAGGUGAAAUAAUUGAUUAAUAUUGGAAUGAAUAUGGUUGGGGAGCACUGUAACCCCCAUCUUCAUAGCAAACACCUGUGAAAGUAUGGUUUCACACUUUUUUAAAAGCAUCCCAUGAUGACACUUCAUCUCUUAAGUUGGUAAACCAGUUGUUGGAAACACUGAGUGUCAGAAUAAACCUGAAUGUCAACAAGUGGUUUGCACCACAAAUCGAUGCUUGGAGAGUGCAUAGUUAUAACACAUCCAGUUCGAUUGUGAAUUCUUCUGAUAUCCCGCUGAGGAUGACUGCACAGACUCCAUGGAAAGGACUGGUAUCCAACAGUACCCCUCAACUGUAUACAUCAUCCAGUGUGAAUGGGCACGUAGAUGAUGAACCAACCUCUCCCUCAUACAGCUAUGAUGACUACUACAAUGGAAAUUUGGAUCCAUCUGCAUUCUCUCCCUGUAAAUAUGGAGGUCAUGGAGCAAACAUCCUCCCUGUGUUAUACUCCCUGUUCUUCGUGGUGGGUUUUCUGGGUAACAUUCUGGUGGUCUGGGUGCUCUUGAUGGGUGUAAAGCUGAGAAGCAUGACUGACAUCUGUCUCCUGAACCUGGCUUUAGCUGAUCUGCUGCUGGUCUCCUCCCUUCCCUUCUUGGCACACUAUGCCAGGGACCAGUGGAUCUUCGGAGGGGUCAUGUGCACCAUCGUUCUCAGUGCCUACCACAUUGGAUUCUACAGUGGGAUUUUCUUCAUUGUACUCAUGAGUGUUGAUAGAUACUUAGCUGUGGUUCAUGCUGUGUUUGCUUUGAGAGUCAGAACCAGAACAUAUGGGAUCUUAGCCAGUGUGGUCAUCUGGAUCAUUGCUGUUUCAUCAUCCUUUCCAGAGCUAAUGUAUCUGAAAAUCAGUUAUAAAAAUAUCACAGAAAAACUCUGUACUUCUUAUCCCCCAGAUGAUCAAAGUUCUAAACAUUUUUCAAAGACUUUUGGUAUCUUUAAGAUGAAUAUUUUAGGCUUAAUUAUCCCACUCAUUGUAAUUGGAUUUUGUUACUCAAUGAUUCUGAGCAGACUCCUCACAGCUCGCUCUUCCAGGAAGCAGGCCAUGCGCCUUGUCAUUGUGGUGAUGGUUGUCUUUUUCAUCUGUUGGGCUCCAUACAAUUUUGCAGCUUUUGUGAAAGCCUUAGAGCUUAAAGAGCUCAUAGCUCACUCCUGUGAAAGCAGCAAUGCAAUCACUCUUAGUCUGCAGAUUACAGAAGCCGUAGCUUACUCACACAGCUGCCUGAAUCCCAUUCUCUAUGUGUUUGUGGGAGAGAAAUUUAGGAGGCAUCUGUUCAGACUCCUGUACAAGACACCCUGCAUCAGAUUACAGUUCAUGAAGAGUUACCUUACACAGGCCACAGGGUCUGUUUAUUCACAGACCACAAGUGUGGAUGAGAGAUCUACUACAGCAGUGUGAUUGGAGGAUUCAUCUGGGUAGGGAAAACAGGCAAAGAACCAUCAAGGAUUUAUUUGCAUGGUGCGGCACAGUUUUCUGGGGCAGCACAGGGUACAUUAUUGCUUAUAUGUGGCCUGCUCUACAGUCUAAUGCAAUUACAAAAUAUGUGAUCACAUGUGCCCCCAUUCCUAAUAUACAUCCACUAAUGUUGUUAUAAUUUUGCUUGGUUUAUUAAAAGUGCACUCAGUAAAAUUAAUGCUUAUGUUGCACUGACAUUUUAAACAUAUAUAUUUACCAUUAUCUACCUAUACUAUUCUGCUAUUAUUAUUUAUUUCAGCCUACAAGUUUAGGAAUUACCAAAAAAAAAUAAAAAAAAUUGUUGGCUAUAAGUGGGCAGGUUUUGCAUUCAAAGACUUAU
This is a messenger RNA of Myxocyprinus asiaticus (Chinese sucker), 1868 nucleotides long. RefSeq names its product C-C chemokine receptor type 5-like. Lineage: Eukaryota; Metazoa; Chordata; Actinopteri; Cypriniformes; Catostomidae. Gene Ontology annotation, molecular function: chemokine receptor activity. Gene Ontology annotation, biological process: G protein-coupled receptor signaling pathway; chemotaxis; immune response. The record is from RefSeq and is a predicted model, not a curated record. The transcript is spliced from 4 exons. The coding region runs from base 320 to 1471 and encodes 383 amino acids. Gene Ontology annotation, cellular component: membrane.